CAGAGUGCAGGCGGCGGGCGGCGGAGCGAGGGUGGCCGCGACUCGAGGACGGUAAGGGCUGGAGUGUGGUCCUGUGCACAGCCUCGCGCGCCUGCCGAGCCGAGGAGCGCGAUGGCCGCGGCCCCGGAAGCGGAUGUCUGUGACAGACCCGGACGGCCCGCGGCCCCGCCCCGCGCGUUCGCUAGGCGACCUGCGCUUUCGGGGCUGUUUGUGGCCCGGCGCGCGGCCCGCGAGGGCUGAGGUGGCGACCGUGGCGGCCGAGCCGAGGCAUCGCGCGCCCGUGAAGGGCUCGCCGUUAGUGCUGUUGGGUGCCGGAAGUCGCGGCCUGGCUCCCCAAAACAGUCCUCGACUGCGCCCCGGCGACCUAACGGCUGCCGGCGCGCGUCCCGUCUCCAUGGCGACGGGCUUUCCUCGGCGAGGACCCCGGCGGCGGGGCUGCCCGGCGGCGCCUGCUCGGCGCGAUGCUUUCGCAGUCAGAGCGGUGGGCGGGCUGGGGCUUGCAGGGCUGCGUGGCUGCAGCGGAGCCGGCGGGCAGGCGGGCUUGGUCCGGAGUGCAGGGGACGCGGGCGGCCCGGCGGCGGGCUGGGCCCCGGGGCCUGCGGCGCGGGCGCUGAGCUGGCGGGGCGCUGAGCUGGCGGGGCGGGCCGGGGCGCGGGCGGCGGCGGCGGCUGUGGUAGCUCCUCCUCCUCCGGCUGCAGGCCGGCCGGUGGCACAGCAGUUAAGUGUGCACGUUCCGCUUCAGCGACCUGGGGUUCAGCGGCAUGGGGUUUACCAGUUCACGUCACAGCUAACUGGAAUAGCACAGAUAUAUGUGCCUCUCAAUCCACAUACUACCUGGUUAAUAACUAAAAUUUAUGUAAGACAGAAGAGAAAGAUGUCAUUCCGUAAAGUAAACAUCAUCAUCCUGGUCCUGGCCGUUGCUCUCUUCUUACUGGUUUUGCACCAUAACUUCCUUGGCCUGAGCAGUUUGCUAAAGAACGAGGUUUCAGAGGCCGUAGAGGAGCCUCCUUGGGCUGCUGUCUGCUCACAUUUCAGCUGGGCAGGGCUUCAGAAGGUGGGGACAGAUUCAGGAAUUGUGGGGCUUCAGCCCAUAGACUUUGUCCCAAAUAUUCCCCGACAUGUGGUAGACGGGAGACAAGAGGAGAUUCCAGUGGUCAUUGCUGCAUCUGAAGAUAGGCUCGGGGGGGCCAUUGCAGCCAUAAACAGCAUUCAGCACAACACUCGCUCCAGUGUGAUUUUCUACAUUGUUACACUCAACGGUACAGCAGACCAUCUCCGGUCCUGGCUCAGCAGCAGUACCCUGAAAAGCAUCAGGUACAAAAUUGUGAAUUUUGACACUAAACUUUUGGAAGGGAAAGUAAAGGAGGAUCCUGACCAGGGGGAAUCCAUAAAACCAUUAACCUUUGCAAGGUUCUACCUGCCAAUUCUGGUUCCCAGUGCAAAGAAGGCCAUAUAUAUGGAUGAUGAUGUAAUUGUGCAAGGUGAUAUUCUCGCCCUCUACAACACACCACUCAAGCCAGGACAUGCAGCUGCAUUUUCAGAAGACUGUGAUUCAACUUCUACUAAAGUUGUCAUCCGUGGAGCAGGGAACCAGUACAAUUACAUUGGAUAUCUUGACUAUAAAAAGGAAAGAAUUCGUAAGCUUUCCAUGAAAGCCAGCACCUGCUCAUUUAAUCCUGGAGUUUUUGUUGCAAACUUGACAGAAUGGAAAAGACAGAAUAUAACCAACCAGCUGGAAAAAUGGAUGAAACUCAAUGUAGAAGAGGGAUUGUAUAGCAGAACACUGGCUGGCAGCAUCACAACACCUCCACUGCUGAUUGUAUUUUAUCAACAGCACUCCACCAUUGACCCAAUGUGGAAUGUCCGCCAUCUUGGUUCCAGUGCUGGAAAAAGAUAUUCACCCCAGUUUGUAAAGGCUGCCAAGUUACUUCAUUGGAAUGGGCAUUUUAAGCCAUGGGGAAGAACUGCUUCAUACACUGAUGUCUGGGAAAAAUGGUAUAUUCCAGACCCAACAGGCAAAUUCAGCCUAAUCCGAAGACAUACGGAGAUCUCAAAUAUAAAGUAAAAUAUAAUUUAUGCAAUAAGCAUUUCUCAGGAAAUCCUAGAAGACGGUAUGUGUGGGAAGUAACAGUUGCUAGACUCCAGUGCCUAUCUACAGCAACCCAUGGAAAAAGGGGCAUUUCAGCUGGGUAAAGAGGACAAACUGCUCCAUCUGGCAGUCAGCUUCCCAGACAGACUAUAAAUAUGUCUCCAUCUGCCUUACCAAGCGUUUGCUUACUACCGUGCUGAAUGACCAGAGGUGAAUGGACUGAUACGGCUGGUACAGCUAGUUCAACACUACUGCUUGGUUUUAAUUUUGUAACCUGUGGCCUGAUCUAUAAAUAAAGUGCUACUUACAUUUUCAA
Equus quagga is the source of this 2405-nucleotide messenger RNA. RefSeq names its product glycosyltransferase 8 domain containing 1 (gene GLT8D1). NCBI's taxonomy places the organism in Eukaryota, Metazoa, Chordata, Mammalia, Perissodactyla, Equidae. The transcript has 13 exons. Gene Ontology annotation, cellular component: Golgi apparatus. Gene Ontology annotation, molecular function: glycosyltransferase activity. Bases 134 to 2065 code for a protein of 643 amino acids. The record is from RefSeq and is a predicted model, not a curated record.